AUGGACAAACAAGACUUCGCCAAGGUUAUCCCCAUCACACUCUGUUCCAGAGCAGAAGAACCUGGCGGUCUUAAUGUUGGGUCGGUCAAUGGUGCUCUCGUCUAUGCGCUGCUAUUCGCCAUCUAUCGUCUCUACUUCAGUCCUAUAGCCGCAUUUCCAGGCCCAUUCCUCGCCAAGGUUACACAUUGGUAUGAGUUUUACUACCACUCUGUAUGUACGGGCAUGUACUACGAGAAGAUCCGUGAGAUGCAUUGCAGAUUCGGACCCGUUGUACGAGUUACACCAGAAGAAGUCCAGGUCCUGGAUCCUUCAGCCUACCACAAACUUUUCGUAACUGGUGCGGCUCAGGAGCUAUCAGCCAGGAGGUGUUUUAACGAGCAGUGGUAUGAGAUCCUUAAGAUUGUGAACAGCGACCUCGUAGAGAGGGAGUUGGGCAAUGGCGUGUUUGCUCGUCUCGCUCAUCUUAUUCAACAAGCAGGCUCUUUCAACGUGUCACACACGCUCAGUACUGUGAUUGUGUACUUGCUUCUCGGCCAGAAGAAACUAGAGCCUUUGAGAAAAGAGCUUGGGGUGAUUUGGGCGCGAUAUGACGGCAACAAAGGUCAACCAUCCUGGGUCGAGUUGGAGAAGGCGCCGUAUCUGAGCGCAUGUGGCAUGAAUCGCACGCCUCGCGUGUUCCCACAUGAUGACAACGAGGUGUGCGCUUGGCUGCUACCCAAGGGAACACCAAUCUCCAUGUCCACUUACUGGAUGCACAAUGAUCCAGUCGUAUUCCCAAAUCCAGAGUCAUUUGAGCCGGAUCGAUGGAUUAAUAAUUCACCGGAAGAGUUGACAGCGAUGCGAGCGUACUUUGUUCCAUUUGAAAAAGGCAGCAGGGCUUGUCUUGGCCAAAAUUGCUCACAUCUCCGGCCUGGUAUGCCGAACCUCACACUAUACGACACAAUGCCGAGGGAUGUUAUUGCUGCUAUUCAUGGUCUACUAUUCGCUAUGCCGCCGAUUGAUUCAAAGGGAGUCAAAGUCACCAUAUCAUAA
Messenger RNA from Metarhizium acridum CQMa 102, 1032 nucleotides. The record is from RefSeq and is a predicted model, not a curated record. NCBI's taxonomy places the organism in Eukaryota, Fungi, Ascomycota, Sordariomycetes, Hypocreales, Clavicipitaceae.